Messenger RNA from Plasmopara halstedii, 1308 nucleotides. RefSeq names its product atp synthase f1 subunit alpha. Gene Ontology annotation, biological process: proton transmembrane transport; proton motive force-driven ATP synthesis. NCBI's taxonomy places the organism in Eukaryota, Oomycota, Peronosporomycetes, Peronosporales, Peronosporaceae. Gene Ontology annotation, molecular function: ATP binding; ADP binding; proton-transporting ATP synthase activity, rotational mechanism. The record is from RefSeq and is a predicted model, not a curated record. Bases 1 to 1308 code for a protein of 435 amino acids. The transcript has 2 exons.
AUGGCUAUUGAAUUAUCAUAUAUAUUGGAAUCAAAUAUUAAGAAAUAUAAAGAUGAAAAAAGUUUACAAGAAACAGGUAUUGUUCUUUCAAUGAGUGAUGGUAUUGCUAGAUGUUAUGGUUUAACUAAAAUUCAAGCUGGUGAAAUGGUUGAAUUUAAUAAUGGAAAUAUAAAGGGUAUGGCUUUAAACUUAGAGCCAGAUGUUGUAGGUGUAGUUGUUUUUAGUAAUGAUAGAGAAAUUCAAGAAGGUAAUUUUGUAAAAAGAACCGGUUCUAUUGUUAGUGUACCUGUUGGACCCGAAGUAUUAGGAAGAGUAGUAGAUGCUUUAGGUCAACCUAUUGAUGGAAAAGGUCAAAUUAAUAGUAAAUUAGAAAGUAGAGUUGAAGUUAAAGCUCCUGGUAUUAUGCCUCGAGAAAGUGUUAAAGAACCUGUACAGACUGGUCUAAAAGCAGUAGAUAGUUUAAUUCCUAUUGGUAGGGGUCAAAGAGAGUUAAUAAUUGGUGAUAGACAAACUGGUAAAACUUCGAUUGCUAUUGAUACUAUAAUUAAUCAAAGAGAUCCUCAUUUAAAAAAAGAUGUUGAUAAUCAAUUAUAUUGUAUUUAUGUAGGAGUAGGUCAAAAAAGAUCAACAAUUGCUGAACUAACCAAAACUUUAGAAGAAAAAAAUGCAAUGUUUUUUUCAAUUAUUGUAGCCGCUACCGCUUCAGAUUCAGCACCUUUACAGUAUUUAGCACCUUAUACAGGUUGUGCUUUAGGUGAAUAUUUUAGAGAUAAUGGUAAACAUGCUGUUAUUUUUUAUGAUGAUUUAUCAAAACAAGCUGUAGCUUAUAGACAAAUGUCAUUAUUAUUACGAAGACCACCGGGUCGAGAAGCAUAUCCUGGUGAUGUAUUUUAUUUACAUUCUCGUCUUUUAGAAAGAGCUGCUAAAAUGAAUAGAAAAAUAGGUGGAGGUUCAUUAACAGCUUUACCGAUUAUUGAAACUCAAGCUGGUGAUGUUUCUGCAUAUAUUCCAACUAAUGUAAUUUCAAUUACAGAUGGACAAAUUUUCUUAGAAACUGAAUUAUUUAAUGAAGGACAACGACCUGCUAUUAGUGUUGGUUUAUCAGUAAGUCGAGUUGGUUCAGCUGCUCAAAUUAAAGCUAUGAAGCAAAUUGCCGGUACAAUGAAAUUGGAAUUAGCGCAAUUUAGAGAAGUACAAGCUUUUGCUCAAUUUGGUUCUGAUUUAGAUGCAACAACUCAACAACAAUUAAAUAGAGGAGUUAGACUAACCGAAAUGUUAAAACAAGGUUUAAACAUAAAAUUGCUGUAG